Molecule: messenger RNA, 1786 nt
Organism: Ochotona curzoniae (black-lipped pika)
Lineage: Eukaryota; Metazoa; Chordata; Mammalia; Lagomorpha; Ochotonidae
Gene: TSPAN7
Product: tetraspanin 7
Exons: 8
Coding region: 38-787 (249 amino acids)
Cellular component (GO): membrane
Source: RefSeq, a predicted model, not a curated record
CGCCCGCCGCCCGCCGCCGCCGCCGGAGCUCUGUAGUAUGGCAUCGAGGAGAAUGGAGACCAAACCUGUGAUAACCUGUCUCAAAACCCUCCUCAUCAUCUACUCCUUCGUCUUCUGGAUCACUGGGGUGAUCCUGCUGGCCGUCGGAGUCUGGGGCAAGCUCACACUUGGCACCUACAUCUCCCUUAUUGCUGAGAACUCCACAAAUGCUCCCUAUGUUCUCAUCGGAACCGGCACCACCAUCGUCGUUUUUGGCCUGUUUGGAUGCUUUGCCACCUGCCGUGGUAGCCCAUGGAUGCUGAAGCUGUAUGCCAUGUUCCUGUCCCUGGUGUUCCUGGCUGAGCUCGUCGCUGGCAUUUCAGGCUUUGUGUUUCGUCAUGAGAUCAAGGACACCUUCCUCAGGACUUACACGGAUGCCAUGCAGAAUUACAAUGGCAAUGAUGAGAGGAGCCGGGCAGUGGACCAUGUGCAGCGCAGCUUGAGCUGCUGUGGUGUGCAGAACUACACCAACUGGAGCACCAGCCCCUACUUCCUGGAGCACGGCAUUCCCCCAAGUUGCUGCAUGAACGAAACUGAUUGCAAUGCCCAGGAUCUACACAAUCUGACUAUGGCCGCCACCAAAGUUAACCAGAAGGGCUGUUAUGAUCUGGUGACCAGUUUCAUGGAGACAAACAUGGGGAUCAUUGCUGGAGUUGCGUUUGGAAUCGCCUUCUCUCAGUUGAUUGGCAUGCUGCUGGCCUGCUGUCUGUCCCGGUUCAUCACGGCCAAUCAAUAUGAGAUGGUGUAAGGAGAAGUCUUUCAAGAACAAUGGGAUAAGAGGCCUGUGUUAAAAUGAAACCGCAGCACUCUUUGAAAGACUUCCAAAGAAUGUUAGAGCACAGUACAUAAUCCACCUGCUCUGCUACCCCACCCCCACCCUUGCGUGCAGCUGACACUCCCACCCAGUUUCUGCUUCGCCCUACAGCACUCAUCCUGUGUAGUGUCCAUCUUGUGAAGCCCUGUUGUGCCAGAGUGUAGCCAGGUCUCCCUGCAGCUAGUCCUAGUGAAUUCCCCCUGAGGCCCUGUGUGUACCAGCUCUUCCAACUGUACUUGGUCCACCUGCAGCUCAUCCUAGGUGACUGGUUAUCACACCUUCACUGGCCCUGCUGGGCUUUGCAUGUAGUGUGGGAGGCUCCUCUAAGCCCCUCGCCAGCUGUGGUCAAUCAAAGCCACACACUUUUACUUACAUAGAUAAGCAGACAAUAGUUACCUGUUCUUUUGGCUAAGUGUUGUUUGGUUUGGUUUUCCCAUUCCUAAGGCUGUUUCCUACCUUCUUCAGGCUGCCUGCCACAUGUAAGGAGACACCUCGGUAAUUGCUCACGAGGAGGAGAGAAGCAUGUGUCAUGCAUGAAAGAAGUUUGUGAGCAAUUAGGUGGCCUCCUUUCUCAUUGUUCCAUAUCUGGCUAUGUAGAGAUAGUUUAGUGCACCUUUGCCUCUCGGUUGAAACCUGUAUAAUCCUGUUACAAAGCUGUAUUGUUGCUUCCUGUAAAGGCGAUGACAUCACUUUUGUUUUCCCCAAUUAAUUGUGAUUGCGUCAUUUUACUACUUCUUUCUGUAUUUUUUUCUUCUUGCAUUGACAUUAAAGACAUUGAGGACCUCAUCUGAUCAUUUAAAAAUGAGUGUGAAGGGGGAACAAAAGUCAAAAUAUUUUUAAAAGUUCUUUAAAAAAAAUGCCUCUGUCUAGCAUGCCAACAAGAAUGCAUUGAUAUUGUGAACAUUUGUGAUAUAUGUAUUAAUAAAUAGAGCA